AUGAUGCUGAGAUCGCUCCCAAAGCUCUCUAUCAUCUUCCCUUCGAGCAACAAUCCUCGCUAUCUUGCAAAUGUUGCUCAACGCUUUAUAUCUUCAGCAACCAGAAGAACAAUUACAAGACCCACUUCUAGAGUUAAGAUUGGAGUGAAAACCCUGGUUCCAGUUCGAUGCAUGUCAAAUUCACCUAUUUCAUCACAGAAUGCAUCAAAAGAUCAAGUUCAACGGGGUAAACUACUAUCGUCAACUGAUGAUUUUUAUGGCGGUGUUAUAGUGGAAUUGGAUCAGCCUAUGGAUUCUACAAAGUUCGUCUUGAUUCUUAGAGCUUCAAUUUUACAUUGGAAGCAGCUGGGCAAGAAGGGAGUUUGGAUAAAAUUACCUAUCCAUCUAGUCAGUCUUGCUGAAGUUUUAGUUAAGGAAGGUUUUUGGUAUCACCAUGCAGAACCAAACUAUUUAAUGCUUGUAAAUUGGAUUCCUGAAACUCCAAAUACUAUUCCUGCAAAUGCCACACACCGGAUUGGCAUCAGUUCAUUUGUUGUGAAUGAAAAACACGAGGUACUAGUUGUUCAAGAAAAUAGUGGACAAUUUCAGGGAACCGGAGUUUGGAAAUUCCCUACCGGAGUUGUUGAUCAGGGAGAAGAUAUUUGUGUAGCAGCAGUAAGAGAGGUCAAAGAAGAGACAGGAGUUGAUUCAGAAUUUGAAGAAGUAUUAGCAUUCAGACAAAGUCAUAAUUCAUUCUUUGCGAAGUCAGAUUUAUUCUUUUUGUGUUUGUUGCGGCCCCUUUCUUCCGAGAUCCAAAUUCAGAACUUAGAGCUAGAGGGUGCUCAGUGGAUGCCAUUUGUGGAAUACACGGCUCAGCCAAUUAUGCAAAAGAGCGAUCUUUUGAAGUGUAUCAAUGAUAUUUGUUUCGCGAAGAUUAAUGGGCGAUAUUCUGGAUAUACUCCUGUAGCUACAAUAUCAAACUUCUCUGAUAAGCAGUUUUAUAUGUACUUGAAUGCUGGAGCGUUGAAAAAAUCCAACUCUUGA
Molecule: messenger RNA, 1023 nt
Organism: Lathyrus sativus (Indian pea)
Lineage: Eukaryota; Viridiplantae; Streptophyta; Magnoliopsida; Fabales; Fabaceae
Source: the annotation of a GenBank genome assembly